UUCUUGUUCACCUUUUCUGUAGUGUAUGUUUGUAAAUGUGUGUUUCCAGAAGGAUAUAUGGAUAUAUAUUAAUUUGUGUGUGUGUGCGUGUGUUUGAAGUAAGGGAUUUUAGGAGUAUAUAUUUGAGAAGCCAGCGCUGUGGCAUAGUGGGUAAAGCUGCCACUUAAAAUGCUGGCAUCCCAUAUGGACACUGGUUCCAGUCCCAGCUACUCCACUUCCAAUCCAGCUCUCUGCUAUGGCCUGGGAAAGCAGUAGAAGAUAGCUCAAGUCCUUGGGCCCCUGCACCCACAUAGGAGACCCAAAGGAGGCUCCCGGCUUCAGAUCAGUGUAGCUCUGGCCAUUGUAGCCAAUUGGGGAGUGAACCAGAGGAUGGAAGACCUCUCUCUCUCUCUCUCUCUCUCUCUCUCUCUCUCGCCUCUCUUUUUCUCUAUUUCUUUCUGUCUCUGUCUUUCCUUCUCUCUGGGUGUAACUAUGACUUUCAAAUACAUAAACCUUUUUUUUUUUUUUAAAAAAAGAGUGUAUAUAGUUGAACUUGAGGUGUAAUUCUGAACUUAAUUUUCUUGGGUAAAAAACCUAAAAGUACUCCAGACAUAACUGAGUGAUCUUUAAAUAUUCAUGUAUAUAUCACUGUUUGAAUUCAUUGUGCCAUUUUUGUUAGAAAUGAGGUUUUCUAUGUUAGUAAUCAAUAUUUUAGUUUUGAGAGAAUUUUUUUCAAUCUUAUAUUUUUCUUGGGUCAAAAGCCUAUAGACAUAAACUGAAUGAUCUUUAAAUUCCAUGUAUGUAUCACUGUUUGAACUCAAUGUUUCAUUGUAAUUAGAAUGAGACUUUUGGGUCAGUGCCAUGGUUCACUUGGUUAAUUCCCCACCUGUGGUGCCGGCAUCUCAUAUGGGUGCUGGGUUCUAGUCCUGGUUGCUUCUCUUGAAGUCCAGCUCUCUGCUGUGGCCUGGGAUGGCAGUGGAAGAUGGUCCAAGUGCUUGGGACCCUGCACCCACAUGGGAGACCAGGAAAAAGCCCCUGGCUCCUGGCUUCGGAUCGGCACAGCACUGGCCAUAGCAGCCAUUUGGGGGGUGAACCAAUGGAAGGAAGACCUUUCUUUUUGUCUCUCUCUCUUUCACUGUCUAUAGCUCUGUCAAAUAAAUUUUAAAAAAUGAGGCUUUCUACACCAGUAGUCAAUAUCUUAAUCCUGAGAAAAUGUGCCUCAAGAUUUAUGUAAAACUCUUCAUUAUUACUCUAGUUUCUGAAUGAUAUGUCAAUGCACUUGUGUAAAUCACUUAUUUGAACUUGGAAGGUCUUUUUAAAAAUUAAUAGUAAGGCUUUAUAUACCAGUUGUAAACAUUUCAGGUCUAUGAAAAUGGAAGUUUAUCCAGAGUGAAGUAAGCUAUAUUUAAUCCCAAGAUGUAAAAGUAUUUUAGGGUUACAUUUAUGUCAAAUUUAACUAUAAGUUAUAGGAAACAUCCCUUUUAUCCUAACUAUAUUUCAUAUUCUGAAGUCCCUCCACCACGUCCUUAUUUCCAUGCAUCAUUGUCUUUUUUUGCCCAUGAAAUAUGGUCAAGUAGCUACAGGCCUGAGUCAGAGACUCUCUCCUAAAUGAUGCUGAGAGGGGGUCCCCAGCCUUAUAUGUUGGCAGAGAACUGGAUGGUGAGGCACAAAUCCAGGUUCCAUUAGCCCUGAUCACUUCUGCUGAGGGCAUAGUGGUUCCCUGACUACUUCCUCCUCCUCUUUGCUCCAAAUAGAAAUCUCUCCUUUUUCAGCCCACUUUAGCAGAGACCCACAAAUGAGAAACCUGAGUUUCCUGAGGGAUUGGUGGCUAUCACCUAUAAGUGACAAAGAUACUGACUGGAAAGAGGCAUGCCUUUCAUGACUUUUGCUCCACUUCCAAUCCAGCUCUCUGAUAAUACAUCUGGGAAAGCAGCAGAAGAUGGCUCAAGUGCUUGGGUCCCUGUACCCACAUGGAAGACCUGGAAGAAGUCCUGGUUUACUGGGUCAGCCCAGCACCAUCCCAGUUGUUGUGGACAUCUGGGUAGUGAACCAGUGACUGGAAAAUCUCUCUGUCUUGCCCCUCUUCUCUGUACCUCUGCCUUUCAAAUGAAGAAACAAAUUCUUUUUUUUUUUAAAGGAAAUAAAACUUUAUCUUCCACUAAGGAGAAGCAAAUUCCUGUGAAAUCAGCAAUGCUUCCAGAUGAUGUGAACUCUUGGUUAUUACCUAAGUCCCUAUGAGUGACUGAGGUCUUAAAUCUUUUUUAAAAAAUAUUAUUUUGUUUAUUUGAAAGAGUCAUAGAGAGGAGAGACAGUGAGAUAUUCCAGCUACUCAUUCACUCCCCAAAUGCCUGCAAUGGCUAGGGCUAUUCCAGGCAGAAGCCAGAAGCCAGUGACUUCAUCUGGAUCUGCCAUGUGGGUGGCAAAAACUCAAGUAAUUUGGCUAUCAUCUACUUCUUUUGCAGGUGUAUUAUGAGGAAGCUGUAUUGGAAUAGGAAUAGGUGAGGCUCAAACUGUAAGUCUGAUACCAGUGCUGCAACUGGCAGCUCCAUCCAUUGCACCACAACACCAGUCCCAACGGCUUUUCUACUUUUCAGCAUUUUCUUUGAAUUCAAAUUUACUUUAGGCAUGCAUCACUCCACUCCACCUAGAUUUCCAAUUCUCAAGUCUCUCCAUCACCUUCCUGCCUUCAUACAGAUUUCACUUUCCUUCAUAUAACAUACAGUCAUACAGCUGCAGGCUUGAGUCAUGGGAAACCUCCAAAAGGAGGUUGGGUUUGGGCGACCAGCCUCACAUAGUGACGGAGUUCUGGAGGAUGAGAGACACCUCCAGGUUCCAUUAGCUCUGAUCAUUUCUGCUAAGAAUGUCUCUGUUGCUUGUCCAUUACUUCCUCCUUUUUUCUCCCCAUAGAUUUCUUUCUUUCUAUGGCUCACUGUAGUAUAGAUCAUAAAUGGAAAACUUUAGACAGUAUUGUAAGGAAUUGGAUGCUACUAACAAUAACAAACACACCAAGCAGUAAACAUCCCAUUCAUGAUUUAUGCCUCUUUUACUCAAUUAGAUCUAAUAAAUAUACUUGAAUUUAUUUACAGAUCCUAUAGUGAAAAGGUUUAGAUAGUGUCAAAUAGAGUCUAUGUUGCUAAGGAUACUCCUCACAGUGAAUAUUACAUAUCCUGACCUCUCUUUCUUUUCAUGGCCUUUGUCUACAUUGUGUGUGUGUCUGUGUGUGUGUUUGCGUGUGUGCAUGCUGUGAACAGAAGUUUGUGUAAAAAUGUGUAUCUAUUGAUGUGUGUACAUAAAAGAUUUGUACAGAUCACUUCAAAAAUUUCAUGAAGAAUGUACAUUAUAUUCUAAUUCCAUUUUCCAUUAACCAUUUCAAGGCCUCAAAUAUGCAUGUCUGUAUUUACAUACAUGUACAUAUGUAUACACAAAGGAGGGCAUGUCAAAGGUCUGUAGAAGGGGCCAGCACUGUGGCCCACUGGGUUAAAGUCCUGGCCUGAAGUACCGACAUCCCAUAUGGGCGCUGGUUCUAGUUCUGGCUGCUCCUCUUCCCAUACAGCUCUCUGCUAUGGCCUGGGAAAGCAGUAGAAGAUGGCCCAGAUCCUUGGGCCCCUCCACCCAUGUGGGAGACCUGGAAGAAACUUCUGGCUCCUUUCUUCAGAUUGGUGCAGCUCCAGCCAUUGUGGCCAUCUGGGGAGUGAAUCAGUGGAUGGAAGACCUCUUUGUCUCUACCUCUCUCUGUAACUCUGUCUUUCAAAUAAAUAAAAUAAAUCUUUUACGAAAGAGUCUGUAAAAGACAUAUCCAUGAUGACUGCAUCAAGAUGCUCCACUGACUUCUGCCCUACAAACAACUAAAGGAACUGGUAGAUAGCUACAUCUUGUGGUGAUUGUUCAAAGGAGGACACUAGAAUUCAGCAAGGUGGGAUCAGAAUCCUAUAAAUACAGGAAAAAUUAAUGAAAGAAUAUGUUGCUGUGGAUUCAUUCUGAGAGGAGGAGCGUAGUGGGGGCAAGAGGCAUGCAGUCACCACACAGACCCCGGGAGUCAGGACAAAGCAGGCCAGAGGCGAGCAGCCUGCAGACUCGUUUAUUUCAGUUGGCAGCUGCUUAUGUAGCCAAGGCAGCCAAUCUGAUCAAGGGGUGGUUUAUGCCCUAACCAAUCACAGCCUGUUGCCAGGCAGUAUCCAAAGCCAUUCAACUGCAGCCUGUUGCCAGGCAGGCUCUGCUGCUAGUGGCCAUCUUGGCAUGGCCCUCAUUCCAUCACAUUUCCACCUAUUCGUUUAUUUUUUGAGCAAUGGGCGGCAUGAUUCUUGGCCAUACCAUUGUUGACCCUGUUUCCUUGGGGUCUCUGUACGUGGCUAUGCCUAUCUUAGGUUGUCCCCCAGGGGAUCUUACCCGUCUUUGACUAACCAGCCCUCAAAAUGGGAGACCACAGGAGUGCUUGCUCAGAUGGGGUAGGAAUGAGGAGCAAUGGUAAUCAGGAAUGGCAUGACUGCACGCAGGCUGUGGGCCAUUUGAGUGGCUGACCAGAGCUAGUGGAGUAUAAAGCAGUAGUGGAUGUGGCUAUGGGCAGUUCCUCAGGGCAAGAUGAUAGGACAGGUGUGCCUGCUAAAAAGGAGGACUCUCAGUCUUGUUCAGCUGGUUCUGGUUGACAGUUGCAGGUUGAUGUUUCUGGCUGGUACCCAAAUAGGCAUGUCCCACAUGGUAUAUGUCUCAUUCUCUCCUAGACUGUAGGGUUUCUGAUAAGUCAGCUGUGAGUCUAAUUGGAGAUCCUAUGAAAGUAAUCUGGCAUUUCUCUCAUGCACAUUUUAGAAUCUUUUCUUUAUGUUUUACUUCAAAAGUUUGACUACAGUGUUUACUGGUGAAAAUCUUUUCUGGUCACAUCUAUUAAGAGUUUUAUGUGCUUCCUGUACUUGGCCAUCCCUUUCAUUCUCCAAAUUGGGGAAGUUGUAUGUAAUUUGUUCAAUAAAAAGGUCUUCUAAUCCAUUCUCUCUUUCCACACCUUCUAAAACUGUUAAGACCCAUACAUUGAGUCCUUUGAUAGUAUCCCAUAAAUAUCCAACACUGGUUUUAAUUUUUCUGAUUUCUUCUUUUUUUGGUCUGACUGUAAAAUUUCUAGAGACUUGUCUUCUUUUUCUUUUUCUUUUAUUUUUUUUGACAGGCAGAGUGGACAGUGAGAGAGAGAGACAGAGAGAAAGGUCUUCCUUUGCCGUUGGUUCACCCUCCAAUGGCCGCCGCGGCCGGCGCGCUGCGGCCGGCGCACCGCGCUGAUCCGAUGGCAGGAGCCAGGAGCCAGGUGCUUUUCCUGGUCUCCCAUGGGGUGCAGGGCCCAAGCACCUGGGCCAUCCUCCACUGCACUCCCUGGCCACAGCAGAGGGCUGGCCUGGAAGAGGGGCAACGGGGACAGAAUCCGGCGCCCCGACCGGGACUAGAACCCGGUGUGCCGGCGCCGCUAGGCGGAGGAUUAGCCUAGUGAGCCGCGGCGCCGGCCUAGAGACUUGUCUUCUAACUCAGAUAUUAUUUCUUCUGCCUCACCGAGUCUGGUUAAAGUUUUCCACAUUUAUUAUUUGAUCUAUUGAAUUCUUAAUUUAUAAAAUUUCAUUUUGAUUCCCCUUUAAUUUCAUGGGAAAAUUUUCAUUCAUAUCACAUAAAGAUUACUGUAAUUCCUGAAUUUGCCUCUGGUUACUUCUAAGUAAUCCUAUAAUCAAUUUCUUAAAAUUAGUUACUGGCAUUUCAUUAAACUUUUCCUCUUCAGAUUCUGGUAUUGAUGUGUUUUUAUUGUGUGUGUGUGUGUGUUCCUUUGGGGGAGGGUCAUGUAGUCUAUGUUUGUUUCUUGAAUUUCUGCAAUUAUUUUUAAGCAUUUUUGGAGAUAUCUGUAGUUUUGUUUUCCUCUUGAUGGGUUUUAUCUUUGGACUAUGCCUCUAUGGCUUAGUGAAGUCUCUGCUCUUUCAGAGGUGUAUGAAGGGUAUUAACAGAGAGCUCUGUUCAGUGUUGCAAGGUGAGGGGAAUGUCCAAGGUCACAACCAAGUUGGACAUGCUAAAAGCCCUCUUUUUUUAUUAUUAUAGGUGAGGGUUUGAUCGGCUCUACUGGUAUAGUCUCAGACUGAACUCCUCUCCUCCAAGGCAAUGCCUUGGGUGCUAUCCCUAGUGGGGCAGUAUUCAUCCAUGCUGCCACAAGAACCACACAAAGUAUCAAUGCCAUCUUCAAUGUGAGCACAGAUCUCUCAGCAAUGGCCCUCCCAAGGCAAUCAGGGAGCCUGGGGUGUGUGUAGCUUCCCACAGCAACUGCCCAGAGACCCAGCCACACCUGUGCCCUCCUACACAGCCACAAUUUUUCACUGUCCCUGAACACAAGGCUCCCACAGUCAUGGGCACCCAGCCCCUUGUCAAUUCUCCCAGCCAGACUCAGGACGUCUCCUCUCAGGUGGCUACUGGUUGAAUGGACACAAGCUGGUGCAGCAAUUACCUAUGUCAAAAUGGCACCUACCCUCUCUCAGCUAGUUACAGGAUGCCAUUGUAAGGUGGCCAGGAGGAGAGAGAAACAGGCCCCUUUGUUUUUAUUUAGAAUGGUAGGUACACUGUCCCUCACAGGGCUCCAAGCCAGACUCAUGCCAGGCUCUACUCAAAGCUUUGUGGCUCUCACCUCACUCUCCAAAGCUGUCGCUGAGGCUCUUGGCUGCUGGGGUCCUGUGUUGUGUCUGUAUUUAUGCUGCAUGUCCACACCCUCUACUUAGAUCUACAGCAUCCUUCUAACUUAUAUGGAGUUCCCACUGCAGUUUUCUUCUUAACUGUUCCCUGAGAUUUCACUCUCUCUCUCUCUCUCUCUUUUUUUUUUUUUAAACUAUCUUGCCCUUGACUAGAGCAGUAAUUUCCAUUCCCAUUCUACCAUCUUGGAGUCCCUUGGAUGUCUCUUUUAAAAUAUAUGCUUUGGAAUGAUUUUCUUCCAGGCUGUGAAAUCCUUUCUCAUUCUCUUAACUGUCUUUUGGAGAGAAGUUUAAAAAUUUGAUGAAGCCUAAUUUGCCAAUUUUUAAUUUGUGGAUAGUGUUUUUGGGGUUGUGUCUAGAAAACUUUGCUUAACACAGGCCAUAGAGUAUUCUCCUGAAAUUUGAUUGAUUUUUAGAUUUACAUUUAUUUUUCUGGGUUUUGGUAUGAUGAGACUUAUAUACUGAAGUUAUUUUUCCAAUCAAUAAUCCUCUAUUUUUUGAAAACACUACUCUGUGUGGCUGACUUCUCUUUCCAUCUCUGUUGGCUAUUUGUGUAGGUAUAUACCUUGAUUUUUGAUUCUUUAUUAUUCUUUUGAUUGUUUAAUUGAUUUAUUUUUACUUCAGUCUGUCCUAUACUGUUUUGUUUAUAUGAAACUUGUUUUGAAACGUGUUUUCAAUAUCAACUCAUGUUUGCCCUCCAACUUUGUUCUGUUUUCAAAGUUGUUUGGUUUAUGCUAAUUCCUUUGUAUUUCCACAUGAAUUUUAGAAACACUUGCCAAUUCUACCAAAAUUUUCUUGAAGCCUAAUGGAAUUUUUGAUUGAGAUUACAUUGAAUUUGUACACUCUUUUGAGGAAGAACUGAUAAAGAACCAAAGUGACUCCAUUUUAAAACAAUAAAAAAAGCAGCCUCCGUUUCCCAUAGCAGACCCGAGUCCUUGUAAAAGCAGGCAUUCAGACAUUCCGGAGAUGUCAAAGCUUACCAGGGACAGCUAGUUUGGUAGGCCAAGGACAGCACAGUAGAGAUUGCUAAACAAAGUAACUCCCUGUACCCGAAGUAUCCCUACUGUAUGUAACUCUUUUUUCCUGCUGAUGUAGCCCUUUUUUUCCUUUAAAAACUCUCCCAAACAAAGACCGGGGCCUCACUCCUUCCUCUGCUGUGCCGGUUGGUUGGAUGGGGUCCCUGUCGCGGCUUGUACUCCUGAAUAAACCUUGCUUUUGCAGUUCGGUGUGAUCGACUCUCUGGGGGUCUCUUCAGGGAUCUAAUGAUCUGGGCACAACAUAUUUUUUGGUGCCCAACACUGACAUCUUAACUGUAUUGAGUCUUCCAAACCACGAAGAAGAUAAAGCUAGUUUUUGAAGUAUCUAUGUAUAUAAGAAUCCCCUCCAUUAUAUACAAGAGAAAAAAAACAGAUUGAAUAAUCUCUGCUUUGAGAUUAUUCUUCUGGAGUAUUUGAUGUUGGUAUACUCUAUCACCCAACUGUAAAACAAACAGCAUUUGUCUUUAAAAAAAUCUUUGCAGUCUGGGACCAAGUUCAUUCCAUUCUUUCCUCACAAUGAUCUCAGGACCACCAGAAUCUGUGGUUGCCAUGACAUGGAAUUUUUGUUCCUUCAUUGGCAUGUUCGCAGCCAAAGGCAUAGGACAUGGUGAUUUUGGAUUGAAUUUAACCGCAUGGUGAUAUGAAGAGAUUCAAAAAGAAUCGUCAGUAUCGCUGGUUCUCUCGAAAGAAAAAUACUAAUACGGAUGAUAAUCCAUUGACAGACAUUUUGGUGGUCCCUAGCCAGAAUGUCAAUAAUAGCCCAAAUCAGGGCAAACUGGACUCUGUCACUGUGGAAGACCCUAAUGAAUGGUCAAACCCAAAUGAAACAAUACCCAUUACUUAUGUGGAAUACAUCAAUGACAUCUCACACUCAGAAGACUCAAAAUCCAUUACUGAUGUGGAAUCCAUCAGGGACAAGCCACCCUCUAAUGAGUUGAUGCCAGUUGCCUCUGAUGGAGCCACCAAUGAAACCACCACGGUAUAUGAAUUCACGUCAACUUCCUGGGAAGGAGCUAUCAGUGAAAUACUAAAUACAGAAGAAUGGGCAUCAGACACUCAUGAGGAGGUACCCAAUACCAUCAAUGUCCUGUAUGAGUCAGAAUCCUCAGGGAGAAAAACCAAAGCAAUCUCUCCUUCACAUGGACCAGCACCUUUUGGUGAAGUUAUCAAUGAAAUUACUGUCCAGUCAGACUUGAAAACAUCCCCAAGUGAAUGCACCAAUACAAGCACCACCUUCAGUGAGUCAACAGCAAUAUCUGUUGAUGAAGGCAUCGAUGAAACCAGCAGGAUAAAGAACAUUGCUCGCUUAAUUGUAUCAUCCUUUGCAUUCAGAAUAUUUGGAAUUCUACUCAUAUUUGUGGACAUAUUUCUCAUUGUGUCAGAUGUACUUUUCAAUGAUAACACAAUGGUUUUGGAAUUUCGUUCAACUUCUUUGGCUAUUGCAUUCUUUUUUCUCUUUGAUGUUCUACUCAGAAUAUAUGUUGAGGGGAGGAAGCAAUAUUUUUCUGAUCUAUUUAACACCUUAGAUACUGUCAUUAUUGCAAUAACUCUCGUGAUUGAUACCAUUUACUUCUUUUUUGACCUAAGAAUUCUGAAAGACAUACCAAGGCUGGCUGUUCUGCUUCGACCUCUACGCCUCUUAAUUUUGGUAAGAGUUUUCCAUCUGGCUUACCAAAAAAGACAACUUGAAAAGCUGACCAGAAGAUUGGUUUCAGGAAACAAAAGGAGAUACAACAGAGAUGGAUUUGACCUGGAUCUCACUUACGUAACUGAUCGCAUAAUCGCCAUGUCAUUUCCAUCUUCUGGUAAACAGUCUUUCUACAGGAAUCCAAUUAAGGAAGUUGUGAGGUUCCUGGAUACCAAACAUCCAAACCACUACCGAGUCUACAAUCUAUGCAGUGAAAAAGCUUACGAUCCUGAAUAUUUUCAUAACAGAGUCCAAAGAAUCAUGAUUGAUGAUCAUAACGUCCCUACUCUCAGUGAGAUGGUGGUGUUUGCCAAAGAAGUAAAUAUGUGGCUGGCUCAAGACAAGGAAAAUGUCGUAGUGAUUCACUGCAAAGGCGGCAAAGGGAGAACUGGGACCAUGGUCUGUGUUUGCCUCAUUGCUAAUCAGCUCUUUGGUACUGCAGAGGAUAGUCUUUCAUUCUUUGGACAUCGACGAACAGAUCAAACCACCAGCACCAAAUAUCAAGGAGUGGAAACUCCCUCUCAACAUAGAUAUGUAGGCUACUUUGAAAAGGUGAAGCGUCUCCACCACUGGACUCUCCCACCCAGAAAAAUCCUCCAGCCAAACAAAAUCAUCAUUCAUUCAAUUCAUAGUGUUGGGAAAGGUGAUGGAAGUGACCUAAAAAUUCAAAUCAUAACAAUGCAACAGACAGUCUUUUCAUGCUCAUCUUCUAAGAACUGUAAGAUAUUUCAUGAUAUCGAAACUGACAGAGUCAUUUUUGAAUUGUUGAACUGUCCCAUCUUAUAUGACGACGUUAAAGUCAGAUUUCUCUCUCGGAAUCUCCCCAAAUAUUAUGACAAAUGUGCAUUCUUCUUCUGGUUCAAUACAGCUUUCAUACAAAACAACAGGCUAUAUCUAAGACGAAAUGAAUUGGACAACCCACACAAACGAAAAGCCUGGAAAAUCUAUGGUCCAUGUUUCGCAGUUGAGAUUUAUUUCAAUACUACAUGAGCCCUGCGCAGACCAGCUUCAUCCAUGCCUGAAGAAUUCUGUAAAGAAGACAGCCCUGUGGCCACAGGGAAUCACGUUUUCUUGACUACUGUUUCUUUAAGUACUUUUAUUAAAAGUUUUUGAGAUGACAUUUUUAAUUUA
Messenger RNA from Oryctolagus cuniculus (rabbit), 10529 nucleotides. Lineage: Eukaryota; Metazoa; Chordata; Mammalia; Lagomorpha; Leporidae. The record is from RefSeq and is a predicted model, not a curated record.